CUCACACGUGUUUACCGUGAUAGUACAUGGAUCAAGCUCGAAUCGGCUGAGGAACACGAACAUUACCCAAACUUAGAAACUAAGUUGCCCAACCAUGUCUCAACAUCAAAAUCAGGAUCAAUUGGACCCUGAUCUCUCUACCCUUGACCGACAGCUUAGCAAUAUUCUGGUGACCCCUCGUCUGUUACCAUCGGCAGGACCUCCAAGCCUCAGGACCCAAUCCCUACCUCCCCAUCCUUUGACCCCUGACCUCAGUCGUUUGGAUCGGAGUUUGUCGAGAAUCUUUCAGUUUCAGCAGCAAAGUGCAGCCUCUGAAGUUCAAACGUCAAACACUGCUGAGGGCACGAGCCGAGAUGAAACCAGUGGAAUUGUUUCUGGANAGCAGCAAAGUGCAGCCUCUGAAGUUCAAACGUCAAACACUGCUGAGGGCACGAGCCGAGAUGAAACCAGUGGAAUUGUUUCUGGAGACACGGAAGCAUCAGCCAGUACUAGCCAUUCUACUCCAAGAGAGGAGGAGCCACCAAUCCAAGCUAAAACUACCCGUGAAGUCGUCCAGGAUUUGGAGACUAUUCUUUCCUCUGCUUUUAGUUCCGACGUUUGGAAUGGCCGAGGCGAGCCUAAUGCCAUCAGGGAGGCCUUCAGUUGUGUAGUCGUCCCCUUAUUCAAGGUUAUUGGCCGUCACGUGAAUUUCGUUUUGGAGGGAUUGGAGGCCAAAUAUGCAGAGACCAAUGAUGAUCAGUGGAUCAAUUUACACGAGCUUGCCAGCAAUCUUGUUUGGAACAAGGGCUUUCAUGAACCUGUAAGUGAUGACGAAGCCAAUACCCCCUGUUCCUCCCCUGAGGAAGAGCGGGAAUACCAUCUCCGGGAUGCCCUGAAUGUGCUUGAAAGAUUGAAAGGCCAGAUCCAACAAUUGGCACAGGGCUCUUCUCAUAACCUACCCACGGAUCCCAAAGUUACCAUGGGCUCCCAUGAGGGCCCCCCGUCACCAGAAAAUGAUUAUUCCCCAAUUGAAGUAGAACCCUCGGUACUGAGUCCGAAGAAAGCCGUUACUGGCCUCUGUGAACCGCAAUCUGUUCGAACUGUUUCCGUCCCUGAUCCUCUUAGCCAUGGGUCUUCUUUUGCCAUCAUUUCUAGCGAAACCCUCGACGCCUCGAAUUGUCCUUCCUCUUAUGCCGGAAUGACCCCUCACACCCAAAGCAGUUCCAAUGGCGCCUCCUCCUUUGACGAAAUCACUCCACCCUCCACCGAAUCAUUCGAGCGAGUCUCGCAAGCCCAUUCCCAAGAAUCCAUUCCUCCCACCUUAAUCAUGGAAGAGGAAGUUGCCAUAAACUUGGUUAACUCGGGCUCAAGCUCGGACCACCUUGAUUCCGGACCCAGUCCAUCCACUUGGGAUAUGACAUCUGGUCUCACCUCUCAGGCUAGUGCUCCGGUUGCCUUGUCUUCAUCCAUUUCUCCCCAUGGAGAUAUUUGUCCUCAAAAGGGAAAAGGGUCUUCCCAAGAGUUGGCCCUUGGACCCGACUUUUCUGAAUCGCCCCUCCAUGGGCCUGAUCUCUCGGAAGAAGCGCAGAUAACGACCCAUGCCGAUCCCCUUAAUCAUCCCAGAUUCCAGGUGACCUUGCUGGAUCCAGCCUUGCUCGAACACCCAGACCCACUUCCGGCUCCACCACCUCUGCCAGUGGCCACUAUGCCCAGUGCCUUCCCUGCCGUUCAGCAACGUAUCCUAAACCACACUUAUAGGGUGGCAAAAGCUCGUCAUACCGCAGAAAUCCACCGUAGAAUGGCAGAGUCCAGUUUGGUGCCAAACCCUGACAGCUUUCGUAAUGCCCCAUCUCAUGUUUUUCAGCCGCCCAGAUCUCGACCGUCUGCCACCCCAAGCGCCCUAACCUCGCACGUAGAGCGGGCACAACCGGUUCCACCCACCUUGCCACCCAAUGCCAUUCCAAUUCAACGUCCUACGGCCAAUGCCAUCCGGCAACUUAAUGCUCGUCAAUUGGACACGGAUCAACGGACUCAAGAGUGGAACGCCAAAAGGGAAGAAUUCGUACGAAAGGAGCAAGAAGCUCGUUUGGAAAGGAUUCGUCUUGAACAUGCCAACGCCCAAUUUGGAUUGAAACAACCGGUGGUGGUGAUGCCACCCCCAGCUUUAAUGGAAUAUAACGUGGAAGGACGGAUCGGGGACAAGAACGAUGUGGCAGUGUUAAAUGUUUUGCCCGAGAAUCGACCCGAGGUUGCACCCCCCGCCAAUUUCCACCGCCGAAGAAGACCCUCUCAAGCAACUCCCCCAACUAAUCCAUCAUCCACAAUCCAAGAAAUUGAAAAUUGCUAUCGUGAUCCAUCGCGUCUCUGAGGUUCGACUGUCUUUUUCCUUCGCAAUUGUGCGAAACACUUUCAAUGCAUAUCUCCGUGAGAAAAUAUACAAGAUGAAUCAUA
Tigriopus californicus is the source of this 2430-nucleotide messenger RNA. RefSeq lists its product as uncharacterized. NCBI's taxonomy places the organism in Eukaryota, Metazoa, Arthropoda, Copepoda, Harpacticoida, Harpacticidae. Bases 95 to 2347 code for a protein of 750 amino acids. The transcript is spliced from 3 exons. The record is from RefSeq and is a predicted model, not a curated record.